This is a messenger RNA of Ictalurus punctatus (channel catfish), 3848 nucleotides long. Its product is annotated as gastrula zinc finger protein XlCGF49.1. Gene Ontology annotation, molecular function: DNA-binding transcription activator activity, RNA polymerase II-specific; RNA polymerase II cis-regulatory region sequence-specific DNA binding. Gene Ontology annotation, biological process: regulation of transcription by RNA polymerase II. The record is from RefSeq and is a predicted model, not a curated record. Bases 274 to 1086 code for a protein of 270 amino acids. Gene Ontology annotation, cellular component: nucleus. The transcript is spliced from 3 exons. NCBI's taxonomy places the organism in Eukaryota, Metazoa, Chordata, Actinopteri, Siluriformes, Ictaluridae.
UUCCGCCACACAUUCACAGAAAUAGAAGAAGACGUGCGGCAGUUUUGCUGAUUGAUGAGCUGAGCUCUCCGACUCUACUAAGCAUCUUUACAUUCAAAUAUUUCUGACAGGGUUUUACCUCCACAGUUCCAUCUGAUCCGUUGUGGGUGUAUUUGAGGAGGUUAACUGCGUUCUGCUGUAAAGAUCAAGGUGACGAUUUCAAUGGUCCAGUCAGCGGAGAAUUCAGAACCUUCUUGAUCCAGAUAAUCAGGAACACCAAGAGGUCCAACUAGGAUGAAGUCAGACAUGAUUAAAUGUGAAAAUCUGGAACCCUCAGACAUCUCCAGUAGUCACCAAGGUUCACCUGGUACUUUCCACGCUAACGUCUCUCACAGACAAACUCAAAAAGAAAUUCACCACUGCUCCCAGUGUGGGAAGAGUUUCAGUCGGAAGAGUUAUCUCAGACAGCACCAGCGAAGUCACACAGGAGAGAAGCCGUAUCACUGCUCACUGUGUGGGAAUAGUUUUGCUUACAUCUGUAAUCUCCAGCGACACCAGCGUAUUCACACGGGAGAGAAACCUCAUCAGUGUUCACAGUGUGAAAAAAGUUUCAUCGAGAGUGACAGUCUCGUAAAACACCAGCGAAUUCAUACAGGAGCCAAGCCGUAUCAGUGUUUGGAGUGUGGGAAGAGUUUCACACAAAAGAGUAAUUUCCAACAACAUCUGCGUAUUCACACAGGAGAUAAACCACAUCACUGUUCAGCGUGUGGAAAGAGUUUUAGACAAAGGACUUCUCUCCAGGUACACCAACGCAUUCACACCGGAGAGAAACCGUAUUACUGUACUGAGUGUGGGAAGCAUUUUACUCGGCAGAGUGAUCUCCUACGACACCAGCGCAUUCACACGGGGGAGAAGCCGUAUCAGUGCUCGCAGUGUGAGAAGAGUUUCAGUGACCAGGGUAAUCUCCGACAACACCAGCGCAUCCACACCGGAGAGAAGCCGUAUCAGUGCUUGGAGUGCGGGAUGAGCUUUAGUAACCGUAGAACUUUCCAGCGACACCAGCACAUUAACACCGCUGAGAACGAGGACAUGCUAGUAGUCCUAUGAGAAAGCGUAGGACUUGACUAGUUUUAUUUGUUUUGGGUCAAAUUAUAUUGUUGAACCACUUUAUACUGAACACAUUUCAUUUUAUGAAUUGGUGGAGAGUUAAAAGCCAAAAAUACUUUUAACAAUAUUGCAAAGUAUAUUUAGAUGCCUUAUGAGCAAGCCAGAUGUUACAGUGGGGUGAAGAAAACUCCCUGAGACAGCUUGGUCACACCAGAUAGAGGGAUUAUAAAUAUUAUAUACAUAUUACAAUAUACAGGUGUAAAAGAAAUAAAAGACAAGAUAGUCUCAAGAAGCACCAAGCAGAAGUAGAGCACCAUGACAAGCAAGGCAAGUCCAGAGGACAAGAACAAGUCAGGCUCUGGCGCUGAUAUCUCACCAGGUAGCAGUAACGUGUAGCUCAAGCCGGAAUUCCAGCAAGACUAGCAAUGACAGCAUAGCUAAAAUGGAGAGCCAGAAGGGAACACAAACAUGAGGGCGUCCUUGGACAUUAAGCAGCCAUCCGCUCCGCCAUCAACACACAUCAACACACCUGAGUGAAUGCGUGUGAUGGCGACGGGGGCGACAGCAUCCAAACAUCCCAGUGCACCACAACACUAAUUGGAAGGCUGGUGGGGCUUUGUAAGAAAAAGCUCCAUCCCCUCCUGUAGCCUUCAUUGUUCUGGAUAUUAAUAAAGAACCUUCACCUUUUCAUCAAAGCGGUUGGCAGUAGUGCAACAUUAUAAAGCAAAGUGCGGGGCAGUGGGGUUUUCAUCACUAUGAAACUAUGAACUUUAUACAGUUUAGAAUAUAACACUGUACUAUUCCAAACCAUUCUGUGCCCACUAAUUAAAGGAGAUGAUUUAGUAUAUUUUCUUAGUGCAUGUCCAAGUUGGAUAUCUUGAUAAUGUAAGACAUCAACAUCAUUAGUUUUUUGGAAUUCUAAGACCGGGUAAUUGAAUAUGUAGUUGGUGAAUAAUUCUGUUACCCAGACAUGCCAACGUGUAUGGUUUAGCCAUAGAACUUGUGAUUUUUGAGUGUUACUUGAUGCACAUUUGGAGAAAAAUGUUAAACUACUGUACAUUCUUGCCAAACUCACAAACUAGAACCAGCAUACUGCUGACUUGAUAGGCCUUGGUGCUGUGACAUGGUAAGUUAGUCUACCUGAUAACAUUUAUGUCUGGAAGAAAUUCAGAUUUAUUUACUGUAUGUCAAAAUAUAGAAUGUAUUUUUUCUUUAUUUGUUUGUUUUUAUUAAACAAAGAGUUGUUUGCAUUUUUGUAUGAACAUAAGUUGUUUAGUAAUUAAACUGCAGGCUAGGUUGUGCUGUGUGUGGCAGUUAGCUUUUCCUUUCAGGUUGAGGGCUGUAGAAUCAUAAUUUCUUUAACUUCACUAAGUCAGUUGGCGAACAGUAAAUCUCUUUUUGUAUUAAUUAUUUAACGUAAGAACAUGCAUUCAGCUGGUUGCUUAUAAAUCCAAAUAAUUCUGCAUAUUGUACUUAAAAACUACUACAUGUUUGAUCUUUUCACCUGUUAGUAUGGAGCUGUUCUGUCAACAAACAUGUACUAGGUUUUUUUUGUGUGUUUAAGUUGUCUUCUCUGUCCUUGCUAGGAUUUAGUUCUGAGUAAUAUUAACACUUCUGUAUACUUUUGGAUUCAUUAAACAGUCAAGAAUUUGUGUAAAUAUUUGUUAUGAAAAGUUUCUCUCCAUGUCAAUAAGAUCACUGAAAUUAAGUGAUUAUAAUAACGCUGUAAUAGUUUCUAUAACGGGGGAAAAAAAAAAAAAAUUCCCCAAGGUCUGAUAAACCUAAAAACUCUUUGUGUGGAUCAUUUACCUCAAUCAGGAAAAUAUCUUUAAAUCUUCAUUUACAUUGUGAAGAGAUCACACAGCAUUCAUUUAUGGGGUUUUUCACCACUGCUGGACAUAUUUUGUUCUUAGUUUGAAAUCAUUUAACAUCCACCUCUAGCCUCUGGGCUGUAAGCGAUCAUUUGAGAUUCUGAGGAAUUCCAUAAAUUCAUAUUUCAGACCGUCCAAAGUAUAUUGUUUAAGUCUAUUGUCUAAAACCACACCAAGAUUCUUAGCUUUGCGCUAGCAAAUGACAGUCUACCUUUCAUCUUCUUCGUAUGUAUUUGACACCAAAAACAACUUUUUUUUUUCAUGUGUAACAGAUAAAACAACUUUUUUAUUUGCAUUGUCCCUAUUUUCUUGGGAGGCCGCGGUGACUUGAACCGAGACUUCCUCAAUUCUAUGAAAAUCAGGUAGGAUCCGAUAAAGCAACGAAUCCAAACAAUUGGCUUGUAAUCACCAAGAUUAAAACAAAAAAAGGCUUGAAAUAUUUCACUUUGUGUAAUGCAUCUAUAAUAUAUGAAAGUUCCAUUUUUUAAAUUAAAUUAUGGAAUAAAUGAACUUUUCCACAAUAUUCAAAUUUGGUGACCAAUCCCUCAGAUGUUACCUGCCUUCCCUUCGAUGUGACUGGCUGCUGCGUCCGCACCCAACUAGCCAGAAUCUUUUCUCACAUAUUCAGUGAAGGUUCUUUUCAGCCGAGUGGAUGUAAUGAGGGCGCAUCAGUGAUCCAGUCAAUGGAAUUUCAAUUGCAAGAAAAUUUCUCUGAAAGUACAGUAUUUUGUAAAUGUGUAAAAGUUUAGUUUGUGCAUGGUGUCACCUCCAAAGAUGACUUCGUUCUAUGAUGAAAAAAUAAACUAUUUAUGAAAUAAAUGAUAAUCAGUUAUUUUCUAUUAUGAUAAAACUCUGUUCUAUUGUACUGUGAAAAUCUUGUGAGUAAGUGAA